This is a messenger RNA of Parasteatoda tepidariorum (common house spider), 4154 nucleotides long. RefSeq lists its product as uncharacterized. Gene Ontology annotation, cellular component: cytoplasm. Gene Ontology annotation, molecular function: protein tyrosine/threonine phosphatase activity; MAP kinase tyrosine/serine/threonine phosphatase activity; MAP kinase tyrosine phosphatase activity. The record is from RefSeq and is a predicted model, not a curated record. Gene Ontology annotation, biological process: peptidyl-tyrosine dephosphorylation; negative regulation of MAPK cascade. NCBI's taxonomy places the organism in Eukaryota, Metazoa, Arthropoda, Arachnida, Araneae, Theridiidae.
AUACAUUUGCCUGGUGUACCCUACACUGAUGUUUUUUUAAGGUUCAGUCUAUAUAUCUAUUCCUAAAAUAAUAUUGACAACAUUUAUAUUUUGUACAAUUAAUAUAUUUUUAAAUUUAAUUCUUCAAUUAUGAAAAUUUUAAACAGGUAGAAGUCGGAGUCUUAAACAUUUCAACUACCAAUGCCACAGCUCUGACCUGAACUGCAAGUAACAAAAUAUUUUUAAACUUAGUAUAAAUGAAACGAAACAAAGAUUUUUUUUUUUAUAUUGAAAAAGGCUAAUUAACUCCGUGCUUGUUAUAAAACAACAAGAGUGUUAUAUUUAACUAAAUGAUAUUGUGUAAAACAAGAGAGAUGUGUUGCACUGUUUCUCAUUUGGCGAGUUUUUCUUGCUAUCUCCGAUGAAGAUCGCGCCAGAGGUAAUCAUUCGCGGUGAUUCACUAUGACGGGAAGUUGCUGCGUUUGGAAAUCUGCCGAGGACGCGAGCGACAUUGUACUUAAUCAACGUGGGGGACUCGGUUAAUUUCUCCUACUAAAUUUACCGACUUACAUUAGAUCGCUUCGGGAUAUACCGAAAUUGUUUUUACUUACAUAACUAGGUUUGGAAGCAAAAAGAGUGUUUAAAGAUGAAUUUGUCUGAAUGAUAUUUCUGAGUUUUUCUACUGCUAUGGCACAUAGUUUAAUAGUGUGCACAGUAGAUGCUCAUCAACUUGCUGCAUUGGUUAGGAACAGAAAUGAUAAUGCAUUGAUACUUGAUGGCCGAUCGUUCUUGGAAUAUAAUGCAUCUCACAUAGUUAAUGCUAUUAAUGUUGGAUGUGCUAAAUUGAUGAAAAGACGUUUGCAACAAGAGAAAUUAAGUAUUGAAGAUUUCCUAGCUCAAAACUGCCACUGGAAUGUUCAUAGGAAUGUAAAUAUAAUUGUCUACGAUCAGAAUACAUGUGACCCAAAAUGUUUACCACCAGACAGUUUCAUGGGAGUAUUUCUUCAAAAACUUUUACCUGUUUACAAGAAUGUCAGCUUUUUGAAAGGUGGGUUUCUGGAGUUUCAAGCAGCAUAUCCCCAUUUGUGUCAAGAUGAAAGAGCUAAAUUAGGGCCUUUGACAUCAUUGUCUCAACCGUGCCUUCCUAUAACUAAUCAUGGGCCCACAAGAAUUUUAUCUUUUGUAUAUCUUGGGUCCCAGAAUGAUGCUCUCAAUAAGGAAAUUUUAAAACAUUAUAACAUUACAUAUCAACUGAAUGUGAGCAAUAAUUGUCCAAAACCAGAUUUCAUUCAAGAAUCUAAUUUUAUGAGAAUUCCUGUGAUUGAUAAUUAUAGCGAAAAACUCUUGCCUCACUUCUCUAAAGCAUUUCAAUUUCUUGACAAAGUUCGAGAAUCUGGUGGUUGCGUUCUAAUUCAUUGCCUAGCUGGGAUUUCUAGAUCUGCAACUGUUGCAAUUGCAUAUGUUAUGAAAACUCUUAAAAUGUCUUCUGAUGAAGCCUAUCGGUAUGUGAAAGCUAAAAGAGCCACAGUAUCUCCCAAUUUUAAUUUCCUGGGGCAGCUGUUGGAAUUUGAAAAACAGUUACAGUUAGAAUCUGUUCUUGUUUUGAAGUCUGAGUCAUCAGCUACAUCUUUGAUUAAUUCAUCUAGUCCUUCAUUCAAGCCUUGUUAUCAGAAAAAUACUUGUGACUUUUUUGAAAACGAUCUGCAGCAUUCUUCACAGAGACAAAUUUCUACUACCUUCUGCGUCAGGUAUGCAGACGAAGCCGAAACGAUCUCUCGGAAAGUUUCAGAAACGAAAGGACCUUACUCAUCUUUAAAAAAAGGUGUGAAUGUCAGCUCAGGUACUUAUAAUUACAUUCCAUGUCAGCAAUCGUCUACAACAUUGAACAUUAAAUGUAUUCCUGUUUCCAGUUUAAAAGAACUGAACUUCACAUCUUGUCAAACAUCAUCGUACAAGUCUUCAAAAAGCAUGAAAAAUAUCGCCAAAGAUUAUGUGAAAAUUCAAAAUUGUGCCACACCACCCUCUAUGACAAUCAGCCCUGAGCCUCUUAGCCCUAGGCGGAAUGAAAACAAACGAAACAGCUAUUUCAUGGAACUUCAUUUGCCGGAUAAAACGGAGCGAAGCAUUGCCUCUCCAGACUUUAUUUCUCCGGGAGAACUUAAAUCUUUUGAGUUUGAUCCCAAAUCCUAUACCAGAUCCGACUCUGUGAGUACUUCUGGCUUGGGCAGUGAUGGAUCGGAUUUUACGGAUAGUUGGACAGAUUUUACUAGUUCCUGUGAAAGAGAAUCCGAUGUUAUGAUGGACGAAGAUUAUUCCUCAGUGCCUUCUAGCGACAGGGUAUUCAGGAGAAGCAAAAGUAGUAGUGAUAGAUGUGGUUUGGAAGAUUCUUAUGAUGAUUCAGUGUCGUUAUAUCCUAAAUAUGAGCUUUAUAAUUUCCAGCAUGGUGUUAGAAAUGAACAUGCACAGACAGUUCCUUUUGCAACCAAAUUGCCUUCAUCAAAGUACGAAGAGUUACGAAAGUACCCAGAGCUGAAUGACAGAAAUUUGCAUCAUAUUCCAGAUUCUCCCGAUUCUGGUAAAACCCAAAUGCUUUACCGGGCUCAGUCGUGUCCUGGCAUGCUCAGUUCCGAAUUAUCCUCCUACCAAAAUGCCACUUCUGAGAGAAAUGAACUUUCUGGCAACGUUAAACUGCGGAAAUCUAAAGCAAAAUCCACUCAAGACAAAUGUCGGAAUCGUUACAGUUGCAGCAGCAUAGAUUACAUGGAAUAUUCUGUUAGCACUCAUGAGUCUUGUCCAGAUACACUGCAUUUAGAAUCUGGUUCUAAAAAUUCUAUUUCAUCUUCACAUUGCAACUAUAGACACAGCAUGAUACAAGUUUCAUGAAUCAUUCCAAUUUAUAGUUCCUUUACUUGUUAUACCAAAAUAUUUCUUUAACGCUCAUUACUUAAACAUUCAAAUUUUAUGAUCUUUAAGAGUUGUUUUUUUUGUGAAAUGUUAUUUACAUAAAAUGUUUGUUUGUUUGUUAACAUUGAUAACUUUUUCUUCUUUCAAAUAAUUUAUUCAUUAAAGGUAGCUUGAAAGUUUGUUUAUUGCUUUUGUAGUUCUUAAAUUAUUUCAUAUUUAUUAUUUGUAUAAGUUAAAUGUAUUUUUUUUAAUUUUAAUUGUGGCAAUCUAAUAAGUAAAUAGUUUAAGUGAAAUAUUUGCUUCCUCUUAUUUCUAUUCCUAAACCCUUUAUAUUUAAUUUAAUGUUAUUUAUUUAUCAAAAAAAUUAAAUUUAAAAAAAAAAAUUAAUUUUAAGGCUGUUCUUCAAGAACUCCUUUGUCUUAGUGAAUAAUAUUCUAUUUCUUUUUACUCUUGUAAGUUUUUAACAGUUAAUAAUAACUGUUAGGUUAAGUUUUACCUGUCUUUAGCCAGUGUUAUGAAAAUAAUGGAAAAUGUCAAUAUGAAAAAAAGGACAAAGUUUUGUGAAAAAUAAGGAGCAUUUUUGAUCUAAUUACAUAAUAUGAAGAUAAUAAAAAGAAUUAAAUAAUAUGUAGCAUUUUUUUGGUAUUUGUAUUAUACCAUCUGUGACUUUUAGUCUUAAUUUACGUCAAGUAAAGUGGAUAAUUUUGCAUUUGGAAUGAUAUUGGUUUUAAGAAUCAAAAUGUAAAAUUUUUUGUUUUUAUUCAUAUAAGAAAUCACAAUACUUUUUAAAUUAUCUUUGAAAAAUAAAUGUUAUUUCGAAGAAAAAAAAUGCAAAAUGGCAUAGUUAUAAGUAAAAUUGCAAAACUAGCCAUUUUGAUUGGUAUGUUAAUUCUAGUGUUAAAAACAUUAGAUGUAGAAUCAAAUUAUGCAAGAUACGAAAGAUACUUAAUCAAGAUAUUCGGAAUACAGUCGAUAAAUUGUAUUUUACCUUGAAACAAGAUAGAAGCCCACUUAUCAAAAAACUCACGAGAGAAACUAUUUUCUUAUUCACUACUAAAUAAUGCAUAAGCACUAUAUUUUUGCUAUUCUCACAGCACAUAGUUUAAUUUUUUUUUUAUUACUUAGAGAUUUCAUGUUAUCUUAAUAUUGUGCUAAUAAUAGUUUAUAGUGUAUAUAUGUGAGAAAUCUGGUUAAUAUGAAUAUUGUAGAUGGGGAUUUAAGAACCAUACUCCUUCAAUCUAUUAUAAAAUUUAAAAAAAAAAACAUUCAAU